UGUAUAUUAUAUCGCAGUACUGUACAAAAGCCCUUUCCUUGGACCGUCUCAGUAGUGAUCACUACAGAGUAGCAAUCUCACAAUGAUGCGAAAAAUGAAAGCACGAUGGUGAAAGAUCCUCUUCGUCCGUUCGAAAAGAUUGAAAUCUGGCAAUUUUUACACGCCUUGUUAGAAGUUUCCUGGCACUUAUAUACCAAACACAACGACGAUAGAGUCGAGGAAAUGAACGGAAAAAUCGCUGGUGGUUUGCACAAAUUUUUAAAAAACUAUAUAUAUCCUCAUGCUGGAAAUCAUGUUGGUAGUCUGUGCCGUGAAAAUCAAGAUUUGCUACCUAUGUACUGCGUCUUUGAAUUGUACCGACAGAUUGGCUAUCCAAUUUCUGCAAAAGAUCUCCUUCGUGCGACGUGCGUUUUAAAAGGCAGGGCUGAUCCAAAGCUUCCUUCGACUACUGCCGAAAAUACUACUGUGGAAAAUUUUCCGGAUGGAAUUAAUUCUGUGACGAUAGGCGAAAAAGUCAGCUACUUACUGAAACUUGACGAAAUCUUUUCGUCACCCGAUCGUACGAUUAAUAUAUCAAGAAGAAAUGCAAAUAAUUUAUGUAGCAGUGGGUAUAGCGCAUUCUAUAAAAAUUACCGUACAUGCUUCGUUUGCGUUAAGAACGUCAUUCGUAUUACAGCUAACGGAUUGUUGGUCUUUACACGACUAGGGACUAGAAAAAUGAUAGAAAUUAUGAUGCUAAUAUGUCCUGGAAUAAAAGAUGCAAAUAGUGGUGUAAUUAUAAACAUGGAUUACAAGGUAUAUUAUCGUAAUUCAAAUUUUGAUAUAUUUGAUACAAAUGAAAUUCAAUGAAAAAUCUUUUUAAAGAUAAACUGCUGAUAGAACGAUCUGGUUGCUAUUUGAUUAUACUUGACUUGCUUCGGUGUCUCUUCAGUUUUUAACAUCAUAAUAUUUAAACAACGUUGUUAUGCUAUUAUAUUACUAUUAUCAGGUUUCAACGCACCGGUUUACAUAUAUAAACACAAAUUCUUGGUGAAACGCGUUAUAUGAAACAAAUGAAAGAUAUGGCAGCAGUCAGAUCGUCCCUAUACAUAAUUACUUGCGAUUAGCCCUGUAUGUUGCUCGCAUGUAAAAUUGCAUAAUGUCGAUAACUACGAAUAUCGCUCGACAUAGAUAACCUUAUUAAUGGUUAUGAUUGUUAUCACUAUUAUUAUUAUUAUUAUUAUUAUGCAAUUUUUAUUUUAUGCGUACUACGUGACACGUAUUAAAAAGAUUAUAAAACUGAAAUUGAAAGCAGGUAAGUUAACAAACAAUAUGAACAGUAAUAUAAAAUGCAAAUUAUGUCAGACUGGGUUUCAUCGGUUAUUUAAGUAUCAAGUAUAUAAUUAUAGAAUUAUCAUCGAUUAUAUAUUAUAUACAUAUACAUAUGUCGGGUUCACACUAUGAUUAGGGUUGGGGUUAGGGGUGCGAAACGAAUCUUCAUUUGGAUUAGGCAUUGUUGUUAUGCGAUAGAGAAGAUAUUCAAUAGUGAAUAAUACGAGUAUUAUAGAAUUUGACAGAUAACCGCGGUAAUCAGAUACUCGAGACGAUAAUGACAAUGAUCCUAGGUUCAAUAACGAAUCCGCGGUCAAAGGGGAUUAGCAAAAUGCGCUUGCUUCCAAAGUCCAAGCUGUACCCCACUUCCUUGUCUACGGUACAAGUAUUACUGGACCAAUUCUUUGUUAAAACGUAGAAGAUCCACCGAGCGUAAGGGCGUUAUGUAACUCGGUAAUGAGAGCUUGCGAGAGAGAAUGACUUUCCGUCACGAUGAUGCUGCAGAGGAAAACUAUAUGGCGUGUGUCUAAGGACACGAGAUCAUCGGAUUCGUGGAGCGAUACCUUCGUUCGGAAAGUGAGGGAAAUUCGCGUUGCUGUUAAUUGGUCAAUUUCCAUAUCGGUGGUUAGAAAAGGAUGCUAGCCGCCCUUGAGGGAAAGUUGCUGGCAGGAGGCGCCGUUCGUGAGAAAAUAGGUUUUCUUCCCCUGUCUUCCCGUAGUUGGGACAAAGACUGUUUGUCUGUUUGAAGGACUUUAGUUAGCUAAAUCUUAAGAUUUGUAACGGGCCCUCAGGCUAGCUGAAUAUGUACCGUGGAGAUGCAUCGACAUCUUAUGCAUGAUCAUCUUACCCGGAGAAUAGGGUCCGCGUGUGGCGAGCCACACCGGACAGAGACUGGAAUGGAAUUGGAAUGUUUACUGUCGAGUGCCGCUACAACGAUUUCCUUUUAAGGAGAGCUAUAUUAUUACUCCAUACCUUUGUUAGACAAAACGUUCAUCC
This is a messenger RNA of Bombus pyrosoma, 2307 nucleotides long. RefSeq lists its product as uncharacterized. The transcript is spliced from 4 exons. The record is from RefSeq and is a predicted model, not a curated record. Bases 106 to 849 code for a protein of 247 amino acids. NCBI's taxonomy places the organism in Eukaryota, Metazoa, Arthropoda, Insecta, Hymenoptera, Apidae.